AGAUACGAAAUUGAAUCCGUGACCACUAAACACUACCAUUAACGAUUCUCCCAAUCUCUUCAUUGUUCUUCUUCUUCUUCCCAACCCAAAACAAAACAACUACAAUAAGAAAAGCGAAGGCUUUCUUUCUUUCAUUUAACAAUUUUCCGUUCAAUUUCAAAGCAAAGCCAUGGGUCUCAAAUCCCUCUUCAACCGCAACAAGGAUCUCAUCCCAUCAGCCACGCCCUCCCGAUCCACGUCACUCUCCGUGCGUUCACGCGCUCAUCUCACGGCGGAGCUCGAACAAGUCUUCAAGAAAUUCGACGUCAACGGCGACGGCAAGAUCUCCGCGUCGGAGCUAGGAUCCAUCAUGGGAAGCCUCGGCCAACCCGCCAAUGAACAAGAGCUCGACAACAUGAUCCGCGAGGUCGACGGCGACGGCGACGGAUGCAUCAGCCUCCAAGAAUUCAUCGAGCUCAACACCAAAGGCGUCGAUUCCGAUGAGGUUUUGGAGAAUCUGAAAGACGCGUUCUCCGUUUUCGACAUCGACGGCAACGGCUCCAUCACGGCGGAGGAGCUCAACACGGUCAUGAGGAGCCUGGGAGAAGAGUGCUCGUUGGCGGAAUGCAGGAAAAUGAUCGGCGGCGUCGAUAGCGACGGCGACGGCAUGAUUGAUUUCGAGGAGUUCAAGGUGAUGAUGAUGAUGGGUUCUCGCCAUGAUACAACGGAUAGAGUUAAACCUGAAAGUACUUGACACAUUCUUUGCCUCUAUUCGCCAUUAUCAUAUCCCAUUUCUUUCUCCGUAGGGAACAUGCCAAAGUUUAACCGUAAUCGGUUGAACGAGGGCUUUUGUUUAUGCUAAUGACAUAUAGAUUUUAAGGUUUCGGGAUCCAAUUUGUAUAACGUAAACAGUAAAUCCAUCGCUCUUUUUCAUAAUUUUUGGCGUUAAUGUUUGUCCCAGAUAACUUUUGUUUUUUUGUUUUCCCAUCUUA
This is a messenger RNA of Gastrolobium bilobum, 971 nucleotides long. RefSeq names its product probable calcium-binding protein CML25. The transcript has a single exon. The coding region runs from base 170 to 733 and encodes 187 amino acids. The record is from RefSeq and is a predicted model, not a curated record. NCBI's taxonomy places the organism in Eukaryota, Viridiplantae, Streptophyta, Magnoliopsida, Fabales, Fabaceae. Gene Ontology annotation, molecular function: calcium ion binding.